Molecule: messenger RNA, 1382 nt
Organism: Anopheles moucheti
Lineage: Eukaryota; Metazoa; Arthropoda; Insecta; Diptera; Culicidae
Product: regulator of microtubule dynamics protein 1-like
Exons: 3
Coding region: 303-1250 (315 amino acids)
Cellular component (GO): spindle microtubule; mitotic spindle pole; cytoplasm
Molecular function (GO): microtubule binding
Source: RefSeq, a predicted model, not a curated record
ACGAACAGGGAAUGGUGCAUACGGGAGAGGGUAGAGCAGGAAGGCGCCUAUUUAUGUUUAUCCGAGACUUUGGCCGUUAUCAGACUUUAGCUGAAAAUCGCUCACUGAUCCCAAACCUCAUUAUCGUAAGUGCUAUCGAACAGUGCGUUUAGUUUUUACUGAACUUACGCAACGUACAGAAGCAACAUCGGUGCCUUAUUUUGUUGCCUGCCGCGCAUUGGAAUUCGUUGCCAAACAGCUGUUUCUGCUAUUGUUGUUGCCCAGUGGGUUCAAAGUGUCAAACAGCAUUGCUAUCGCGGAGCAUGAUUGUACGCAACGGUGGCAUCGUCAUUAUUCAACGGUACGGCCGAUUACUAAUCAACGCGCUACGUAUCACAAAAGAGGUUGUGAUCGGACGCAGCAAUCCGACGUUCUUAAGGCGCAGACUGCAAGCUGCUGGUGGCAAACAAAAGUUAACAGUUCCGGUGCGCCCGCUCCUAUUCGUGACUUCAUAUUCGUUGUUUUCCUCCAAGGAGAAGAAGAUAGAUUCACCAGCGAUCGCUAAAAUGGCGGAAGACGGUGUAAAAUCGCUUAGCGAGACCAUCCAGCACGCAGACCAGCUUUUUGACGAGAACAACUUCCAAGACGCAUACGAUCUGUUGCAGAAGUACCCGGCACAGGAAACGUACGACAUCAAGUGGCGACUGGCGAGAGUGACGUUCUCACUUUCGAAACCCCAACCAAGCCCUCGGAAAGAAGAAUUGGUGCGGGAAGCGUUCCGUUACGCGGAGGAAGCCCUUAAGCUGAACGAUGCGGAUUUUGCGUCCCACAAGUGGUACUCGAUCUUGCUGGACGCUAAAAGCAGCUUGGAUGGUAUUAAGGAGCGUGUAACGCAACUGGAAACGGUCAAACAGCACAUGCAGCGAGCGGUUGAGUUGAACCCGAACGAUCCGACCAGCUGGUACAUUCUGGGCCAUUUCUACUUCGGGCUGGCUGAAUUGCCCUGGUAUCAGCGGAAGAUUGUGUCAACAAUUUUCGCGACACCACCCACCGGUACGUACGAGCAAGCGCUGGAAUGUUUCGAGAAGGCCGAAUCAACGCAGGCCAACUUUUACUCCAUGAAUCACCUGAUGCUGGCCAAAACGUACCAGGUCUUGAAGCAGGCGGAAAAGGCAAAAGAGUUCAUGACACUGGCGGCCAACGUGGCUGUGCUGAACGAGGAUGACAAACAGUGCAAGGAGGAGGCAACGAAACUUCUGAAGAAAAUGUAAUUGAGUGAGGAUUAUCAAGGAUUUUGGUGGAUGGCGGAUAAGGGGAUUUUACAAGGUUUUUUCCUUUGCUUUCUGAAAUAUUUACAUUGUGAGAAAAAAACUAAAGAAACAUGCAAUAAAAGGUUCAUUCCA